Stegodyphus dumicola is the source of this 1971-nucleotide messenger RNA. RefSeq lists its product as uncharacterized. The record is from RefSeq and is a predicted model, not a curated record. Lineage: Eukaryota; Metazoa; Arthropoda; Arachnida; Araneae; Eresidae. Gene Ontology annotation, cellular component: mRNA cleavage and polyadenylation specificity factor complex.
AAAAAAAUAUAUGUAAGUAUGGCGGCUGAUAUAGCUGUGGACGAUGAUGAUGCAUGGUUAUAUGGAGAAAAUAACGCGGAAGAGCAGCGCAAGGAAGAAAUAAAUGCUAUAUUUGAUAGGGCAUCAGAAGAAGUUGUUGUUCCUGGUGAAGAAAAUAUUAUAACAACAAAUGGUGAUAUCAAACAUGGAGGUAUUGAAGAUGAAGUUUCUAUUAAUAAUCAAGAUGCAACCAAGGUUCAAGAGAAUGAAGAAGAAAAAGAUUCUGAUGAAGAGGAAGAUUCAGAUGAUGAUGAUGUUCAGAUAACAAUUGGUGAUAUAAAACCAGCAUCUACUACUUAUCCAUAUGGUGGAGCCCCUGUAAAUUUGAAUAUCAAAAGGGGAGGAGCAUUCACCAGUGGUUCAGCAGUUAGUGGUGUAUCUAAAACGAAAGGAAUUGAUUUAGAAACAGUCGGUAUCAUCAAUGGAGUAUCAAUGUAUGAAUUCAACUUGGAUACUAUUGAGGAUAAACCAUGGAGAAAACCAGGAGCUGAUAUUACAGAUUAUUUUAAUUAUGGUUUUAAUGAAGAUACAUGGAAAGCCUAUUGUGAAAAGCAACGCAAAUUACGUGUAGACAAUAAUGUGACACCAAAGCCUGUACAAAUAAUACCUGGAAAAGAUCAACAAAUUCCAAUAGCAACUGUAAAUGAGAAUAGUAAAUAUUCUGGAAUGGGAGCUGUUGUCAAAAAAGCUGGACCUCCUCCUGGCAGACGUAUGUCUGGGAGCAUUGAUGUCAUCUGCGGUGCUAAUAGUUCUAGACGUUCUGGAAAUAGUAAAGAAAAUGUUAUUCAGGUGAUUGGCAGAGAUGUGUAUGACAGCUCAAUGCCACCAGGACUACCACCAACACAUAUACCACCCCCAUUCAUUCCUCCUAAUUUAUCAGUUCCUCCUCCUGGAUUACCACCCGGAUUGCCACCACCAAGCAUUCCUCCACCACCUGGAACAAUGCCAGGUCAUGUUCCAUUUCCAGAUCUCUAUGGAAAUCCCAUAUUUUCACAGCCUCCACCACCUGUACCAGGUGUUAAUGUAGACUCUAAUUCACAAUAUGAUGAACAGUUUUUCACUGGCAAUUCUUCUCGGCAGUUUGAUGCCAAUUCUGAAUCACAGCACAGUUGGACUAACUCUCCACAUCGUGAAAGAGACAGAGAUCGCGAUCGAGAUAGAGACAGGGACAGAGAUCGUGAUAGAGAUAGGAACAGAGAACGAUCUCGAGAUAAAGAAAGAGAUCAUUAUUGGGAAGAAAGAAACAGAGAGCGUUCUUCUGGUCGAAUACCAACUUCAGAUGAAGAUUAUAAGCGACGUGAAAGAGAAGAAUAUGAAAGGAGGCGUUAUAGGGAAUAUAGAGAUAGUCGAAGAGACAAAGAACGUUAUGAAAGAGAUUAUGAUAGGGAUUAUGAACGUGAGCAUUAUGAGAGAGAUCGUGAACGUGAUAGUCGCGAACGCGAAAGAAGACAUCGUGAUCACAAAGACAGAGAAGAGCGCCACAAAGAGAGGUCAUCCCGUCGUCGUCAUCAUCAUGAUGACGAUGAUGAACAUCAUUCAUCACGUCAUAAGCAUAAAAAAUCUAAACGUGAGAAAGAUGACUCAUCAAAUGCCAUCUUGGAAGGAUCAGAGUCUACACAACCUGAAAAUGAAGAAGAAAAGUAAACAGUUGUAAAGUUAGGUUCUAAAAAUAUAUACUCACUUCUUAAUGAAGAAUGUCUAUUUCAGUUUCACAAGAAUGGAGAGACUAAGUAAUUAACAAAGCUUAUCUCAAGGAAAAUGUAUAUUUUGUCUUGCUAUAUCAAAUUAUCAAGUAAAUAGUCACCAAAAAUUUAUACAGUAUUCUAAUCAUUGUAUAUAUGUAUUGGAUUUUCUUCAGUUUUUAUUGAAAACCCAGGUUGUUUUACUUAGCAUUAGGUUUGUAUUAUAAUAUAGUUUUACUGCUAAUUGAAA